UACAGCUGCUCACUGAUAUUUCAUUCACUGUUUGCUAUUCUACAGUCUCUGUGAAGAAAAAUGGCUGUUUUCUUGAUUUCGUGUUUUUUGUGCUAUUCGUUUGUUGUUCCUUGGGCGCUCUAGAAGAUGAGCCAGUGUUCUCAAAAUUGAAAUAUGACAAGGAAAUGUUGGAGACAAUGGUUAGAAUGGAAGCUAGAAUGAAGCAAUGGGACAAAGAAAGAAAAAUAUUCGAAGAGAAUGUUUUGUCUAUUUUGGAGCAUCGUAGGGAAGAAAUGCAAGAAUCGUUUUCUGCCCAAAAUGAAAAGUUACAGAUGAUGUUUGAAGACUACAAAGACAUACGCGAUGAUAUAACAAACAGGACUAAUCACCUGGAAGAAUUAGCAGAAACACCAAAAAUUGCAUUUAACGCAUACACAACGUCUGGGGGAAGCUACAGCGACAACCAGAAGAUCAUAUUCCCUAAUGUCCUACUAAAUAAAGGUGGUGGUUAUAGCAAGGACACCGGAGACUUCACAGCACCUAUUGCUGGCUUAUACCAUUUUAGUGCACAUAUCUGCCAUAUCAAAGGUCAAUAUAUGGUUGCCUCAAUUGUCCACGAAGGAAAGGAAAUUGCAAUCACAACCGAGUACGAGAGCUCUGCUGAAAGCUGCAGCUCUCUCAGUGUACCUGCUAUUAUGAAUGUUAAUGAAAAAGUGUUCAUAAAGUCAUCUUAUGGAUCAAGCAAAAUGCAGGCAGAUUCUGAUUACAGGUGGCCAUCUUUCUCUGGAUUUCUUGUAAAUAAGUGAGGUGCAGAGUAUCGUAUGUAAAGCAGUUACCGCUUAAAAAUCUAAAUGUAACUUCCGUUUUUCGGCAUUGACUAACUUCACGUAAGUUUGCUUGUUUCACUGGACAAUGUUUAUUAGUUCAUGUUCAAAAUAACAUAAUAUGUAAUUUAUUACAGGUUUUAUUACAGAUUUAGAGCUCCUUUUUGUUACGAACGUUUACAAUGUAAGCAUGUAUCAUGUUAUGAUAAGAAACUGCUCGACGAAAUAAUAUUGUGAAGGUUUUGUCUAUAUUAUAAAGUUUGUAGAGAAAGCGAAAAUUGUUGUCUUAGGUUUAUUUAUUUACCUAUUUAACUAACACAUCUUUUUUGACAAAAUAAUUAUGUAAAUACAUGUACUUUUAAACUAAUAAAGUCAGAAUAAUGAAUAUUGCUUUAAUUGAUAUUAUACGCGUGGAAGUUUAUUUAUAAUCUUAAAAAUAUUCAAAUUUAUACAAGUAAUUCUAAGAUUUGAAUUUUUAAACUGAUUGUUUGUUGUGAAAACUAACCACGUAUCUAGCACAUCUUUUGUACUUCCGGGCCCAUAUAAGAAUGUUUUCUUCAAAUUUUACACAUGAAUUGCUAUGGUUCAGUAUUACAUGAGUGGCCGAUAGAUAUAGUUUUCAUUUGUUUGAUCUAUGGAAGUGUAGGAUAAAUAAUCCAUAAAACUGUUGUUUUUUUAUUUAGAAAUAUAAGAAAUCCCUAAUUCUUAUCUUUUUGUUUUUCUACUUAGACAAUGAUGAAUAUUGACUAAGACAUGCAGAGUAAUAACAAAAUUGUAUAAAUUGUAUUUGUAUGAAUGUUAUAACUUAACAUUUCUAGUUUGAAUUAUAUGUAUUAAUAUAUACUCAAAACACGAUUUUAAUAGCUCUUUAGCAACAUCAGCUACCUGUCAACACCUAGAUAAGACAAACAUGGUUCAAUGACGGCAUUCAGAAGAAAAUAUCAUUUCAAAUAGAUGCUAAUUACAUGAGAUAAUGUGGGUAGCAAAUUCAAAUCAAAUUUAUACGCAUAAUCUAGAGAGCAAUAGUUCAAAUCAGAUGUUGAAAAGUAUUUUAUUUGCAAAGUGUAAAUGCAUUUAUCACUUUUAAGAAUGUUCAUAUCUGCUUGUUUGUUGACAUUUCAAAAUAUUUCUCUAUAUGCACACAACAUGCUACUUUUCCGUCUAAAAACUUGUUUUGUAUAACAGACUCAAAACAUGUUAACGUGUGUUAUCGUGCCUAUAUCAUAAUCUUUAAUUCCUUAGAAUCAUUAAUAUAUGUGCUGUUAUUUAAUAAACUGAUGAUUGAAAAGUUUG
Mercenaria mercenaria is the source of this 2096-nucleotide messenger RNA. Its product is annotated as cerebellin-3-like. Gene Ontology annotation, molecular function: protein binding. The record is from RefSeq and is a predicted model, not a curated record. The transcript has 2 exons. Bases 165 to 785 code for a protein of 206 amino acids. NCBI's taxonomy places the organism in Eukaryota, Metazoa, Mollusca, Bivalvia, Venerida, Veneridae.